Messenger RNA from Leptomonas pyrrhocoris, 4267 nucleotides. RefSeq lists its product as hypothetical. Gene Ontology annotation, molecular function: protein binding. Lineage: Eukaryota; Euglenozoa; Kinetoplastea; Trypanosomatida; Trypanosomatidae. The coding region runs from base 449 to 4267 and encodes 1272 amino acids. The transcript has a single exon. The record is from RefSeq and is a predicted model, not a curated record.
AGGUACAUAGGCAGAGACGAUGCUGGCCGGUGAUUGUGAAGCAGGCGUUAGCUUUACAGUGGUCAACGGCGUUCGGCACGACGGCCUCACAGGUGAAAGAGGAGGACAACGACUGUUUUGGAAACUAGAGAGAGCGAGAGAGAGACGUGCCACUUCUUCUACCGCUGGGACGGCUGCCUUACUUCCUACGUGAUCCAUUCUGCUUGUGCAUUCACCGACCUCACCUUUUUUUAAUUUUGCUUUAGCGAUUUAGCGUUAUUGCAGGGUCCAUUCGAUUCCACUGCAUGGAGUAUCGCUGCUACAUCGUUGGCGACGCCGUCGCCGAGCCGGGUGCGCUGCUCCGUCGGCUGCUCCAUCAGCCCUUCCCCGAAGCCGACGAGCGCGCUUGCUGCAGCACUCCCUUCUCUUUACACGCAGCGAGGAGGCGAAGAGCACGAGCACGUACCCCAUGGCGGUGUCGCUACCGAACUUGCAGGACGCGCGCGCGGCAUCGCUGACCCUGCCGAACCCGUCGAUGCCGUCGGUCGACAUCGCCGUCCAAUUUGCCGCCAUCACCGACGCCCAUGAGUUUGAGCGGGUGAUGUUGCGCCACGACAAGCCGGCCAGCGCGAACCGAAGCUUCUCGCGCGGCCUGCGGCGCUCCUUUUCGUCCCCCGUCUCCUCCUAUCAAGACUUCAUCUCAUCAGAGGUGUCGUUGCCGCUGAGCGACGCGCACGGCGUUGCCCUGCAGGCCCCACCGCACGCCAUCGUACUCCUCUUCAACCCGUUCUCGACCUGCUCCUUCUCGAAGCUGCGUGUGGAGUGGGUGCACGUCGUGCGGUUCCUGCGGCAGCAGCGUCAGCAGCUGAUGCACUCCACCACCCAGCACGAGCAGUCGCAGAAGCUGUCCACCGCAGCCGCCUUCCACGGGGCGGCGAUGCCGUCCUCCCCCCUCCUGCCCGGCUACCCGGCGGAGUCGGUGGAGAGCUUCCCGGUGGUGCUGUUGGUGGCCACGCGGAUGGAGCUGAUGGGGGAUGCGAUGGAGGCGAUGCCAUCCAUUCACGUGCCGUCGCUGCUCGACGUGACGGAGGUCGCGCAGGCGCUGCAGGCGCAGGCGUACGUGGAGGUCGGCACGAACUGGGACGAGUCAAUAGACCUCCUUCGUGCGACUAUUGCGCGGGCCUGCAUGGGGGAGCUCGCCAACGCGCCGCUCGUCACCUACAACGCGGCCUACGGCGCACGACAGGCUUCCGUUGCCCGCGCGAUAGAGGCGGUGCAGAUGGACCCCUAUGGGGAAGAGGAAGAAGGAGAGGGUGUUGCUGCUGCUGCUGCUGCUGCAACGGUGGGUGUUGGAGUCCCGCUGACCAACGCAGCGCCCUCCGCUUCGGUGAGGGAGGCCAAAGCGAGCAGCUCCAUGGCGGCGCACGGAAACGGCGACGCGGGUGCUGCGCCGACACCGGACGCGGCAAACAGCGAGAAGGACGUCGAGGAAGCGGAGGAAGAAGAGCGAACCCCAACGAGGCCCCGUAAUAUGGGCGAGGAACACCACACCGGAGAGGACGUAGACAAGAAGGAGCAGAGGAGGAGGCUGAAAGGGGCGGACUCCUCCUUCAACUCCGCCUCCGCCUCCGCUUCCGCCUCUGUCCUCACGGCAGCCGGCACCACCGAACCGGACGAGCGACGGGAGCGCGUGGCGUCGGAGAUGAACACGUCGGAUGUCGGCACCCGAUCAGCCGAUCCUUCCAGUUUUGUGGAACAAGAGGAGAAGGAAGAGAACGCCUGUGGGGAAGGCGUCGGUGCAAAGCUGCCGAGCAGCACCGUACGAGAAUCGAUUGCUCCCGAGGCGUCGAUGCCGGGUCGUCGACUGCGACGAGACCUUGCUACCUCUCUCGCGCUUCUCGUCGCACCGGACGCUGAAAAGGCCGGCGCGGAUCGUGGCGGUGAGCCGCAGCAGGGAAAGCGCGAGCUUUCCUCCCCCCCCUCACCACCGCCACUCCUGUCUCAACUCAACCAACCUCAGGCGGCGCCCACCACCACCACCACCGCCACAGCAGCAGCUGCCGCAACGGAUGUGGCUUCGUCGACGCCAGAAGAGGUGGAGGGACGCAAGGCUCGAGAGCACCACCGACGCACACGAGGAGCGUCGUCCUCGUCGAAGUGGACGUGGCGGCGGCACCCCCUCACCAGCCGCAUCUUCUACGUCCACCGCGCAAGUGGAAAGUCGCAGUACGACUUCCCAGACGACUACGACGGACCGCCGCUAGUCACCGCUGUGGCAGCAGCAUCCAAUGCGGAUGCAGCGAUGCCGCAGAGGACGAUGGAGGAAAGGGGAGCCAAUGAACUAAAAGGCGGGGCGCAUCACGAGGAGGAGGAGCAAGAGGAAAAGGAGGAGGACAGCCCUGCCGGCACCGGCGCAGAGGAGAAACAGGUAAACGAGGGGGACGAGGGGGCUGCAACUCCACCGGGCGUAGAGAUGGAAAGCAUGCGUGAGGACUUGGAUCGCUGGCAUCAGCGUCAGCAGCUGCAGCUGCGCCGCACCCAAGUCGCACGCCUCGAGCGUCAAGUCCAUCAGCUGCGGCGCCAGUCGGUCCGGUUACACGCACAGUCGGAGGCCAACGCGGAACUGAAGCAGAAGGUGGCGACGCUGCGCAGUGAGCUGGACGACACAGAACAGGCCUUUUCCGCCGGCGUCGCUGAGCAGAAUCAGAAAUUGGCAACGGAGGUGCUGCACACCACGGUGGCCGUGGAGGAGCUGACAGCGCUGCUUCUCUCAAAGGGGGGCGGUGAUGAGGCCAGGGCCGGCACUGGCAGUGCUGAGCAGCACGCUGUGGCCUACGGGGAUGGCGGCGGUGGAAAUGGCGGAGCGCAGGCCACACUGACCGGCGUGGCGAAGGACAUCCAGCAGCUGGAUGCGGACAUGACACAAAAUAUGGAGAGCCUUCGACUGGCGUUGUCGCGGCGCGAUGCUGAGGCAGACGCGUUAGAGCUACUGCGACGUCGCCGUGAGCGUGUGGCGCACCGCAAGCGCGAGGCGGAGGCAGAAAUCACCGCGCUGCUUCAACAAUCGGUAGAAAUCGAAGAGGCACUGCUGCCGCUGCACGACGACCUCGACGCGGUGCAGGACGAAGUUCGCCUGCUACAGGAUCGUGUGCGCCUUCUUGAGGAGGAGCAACGUGUGCAGGAGCAGCAGCGCCAACGGCGGUUGGGGGCGUACGUUGCACAGAAGCGCGCCACCGAGGAGCUAGUGAGACAGCUGGAUCAGCUUCGACACGCACGUAGCGGUGCGCUGGAGGCCUACGAAGCAUCACGGCGUUACGUGCGGCUGUCGAGCCGUGUCCGCCCUGCGGAGGUGCUGGAGGAGAACACGCGGCUGCGUCUUGGGCUGGAGUCCUCCACCGGCCGCUGUGCCGAGGCGCUGCUGCGAAAUGCGGAGGCGGUGCAUGCGCUGACGCUUCUGGCCGGCGAGGUGGCCGCUGCGGAAGAGCGCAUCGUGGCCCAACAAACCGACCAACGGCGGCGUCUCGUGUGGGCCGGCGAAGAAGCGGAGGCGCAUCGUGCGGCGGCGGUGCAGCUGCGGUACAACGCGCAGGAGAGCAUCCGGCUCAACGAUGAUGCGGUUACUCUGUCGAGGUACUCGGACGACAGUCGCUCCUCUUCUUCCUAUCAUGAUCAUCAUUAUCAGGGCACACCGACAGAGUUGUUGGACGUCGCAGUGGAAGCGUGCGCGGAGGCCCUUGAGCAGUGGAAGCUGUUCGACAGGCGCGUUGCAGCUCCCCUGCUGGAGGGUGCGCAGAGCGUGGAGGCGGAGCUGCUGCUGCUCCUGCGCGGUGUGUCCGGUGCUCUUCACCGCGGCACGAACGACGUGAACUUGCCGCCCCCGAUCGGUCGCAACGGACGCGAGCCACCGCUGUGUCAUGCGUGGUUGCAAUCAAAGAUCGUCGACAUUCGCCGUGAUGCGGAGGGACGCUGUCGUGCGCCGCUGAGUGCUUUCAUGCAGCACAUCUCUGCGUUGAGGAAGGCUUUCGAAGUAGACCCCAACGUGGAGGGCGCGGGCCCCGCCCCUGCCUCGCCAGCCGUAGCGGCUGCAGAUCGGACCGACACGAAGCCGUCCCAUUCAUUACGUGCUGCGCAUUCUUCUUCCGCACCGUUGUCAACGGCGCAGGCGUCUGAGCAUGCGUUGGCGUUGGAGCGUGGGCUGUGGUCCACGUGCGAUUGUCUAGUGAGUCGUCUCCCUCGCCUGGAUGACUCCUUUGUGUCGGCGUACCGCGCCAUGCGCAAGGCGUGUUGA